AUGAGCAAUUACGAAAAUGAGCUAAUUAUAUGGAUCCGUAUCAUGGUGAGACGACCCCAUAUAAAACAAGCUGGUGUUUUAGUAACUUUGUAUUUUAUGUAUGAAGGUAUCAAAGGAGUCAAUAUAGGUCCAACGGGACGCACAGGAGGUAAGAUUGGUCUAAUAGGCCUAAUAGGAGGCAAGAUAGGCCUAACGGGAACUGUAGGAGGUAAGAUUGGUCUAAUUGGACCCACAGGAGGUAGAAUUGGUCUGAUUGGUGUUAUUGGAGGUAAGAUAGGUCCAACUGGACCCACAGGAGGUAAGAUCGGCCUAAUAGGUCCGAGUGGGGGUAAGAUAGGCCUAACUGGACCCACAGGAGGUAAGAUAGGCCUAAUUGGACCUACAGGUGGUAAGAUUGGCCUAAUAGGUCCGAGUGGGGGUAAGAUAGGUCUAACUGGACCCAAAGGAGGUAGGAUUGGCCUAAUUGGACCCACAGGAGGCAAGAUAGGCCUAAUUGGACCUACAGGUGGUAAGAUCGGCCUAAUAGGUCCGAGUGGGGGUAAGAUAGGUUUAAUUGGACCCAAAGGAGGUAGGAUUGGCCUAAUUGGACCUACAGGAGGUAAGAUCGGCCUAAUAGGUUCGAGUGGGGGUAAGAUAGGCCUAACUGGACCCACAGGAGGUAGGAUUGGCCCGAUUGGCUUCACAGGGGGUAAUGUAGGUCCUAUAGGAGGUAAAAUUGGUCUAAUAGGUUCUAAGGGAGGUAAGAUAGGUUGCAAAGGAGGUAAGAUAGGAGGCAAGAUAGGCCCUUUUGGAGGAAGGACGGGUGGUUUUAUAGGAGGUAAAAUUGGCCUAAUAGGGCUCUUAGGAGGUAAGAUAGGCUCAGUAGGUGAUUUUGGAGGGGUUGAUUUUGGUGGUGGUGGAAUAAUUGGUGGCAAUGAAGGUGGUUCUAAUUUAGGGGGUGGUGAUGUUGGUUUUUGUGGUGGCAAUGAUGGUGGAUAUGGUUUAGGUGGGGGAGAUAUUUUCGGUGGAAAAGAUGGUGGAUAUGGUUUAGGUGGAGGUGAUUUUUGUGGUGGAAAUGAUGGUGGAUAUGGCUUAGGUGGUGGUGAUUUCGUUGGAGGCACGGUUGGUGGAUAUGGCUUAGGUGGAGGUGGUGAUUUCGUUGGAGGCAAGGUUGGUGGAUAUGGUUUAGGUGGUGGCAAUGGAGGAGGUGGUGGUGGUCGUUUAGGAGGAGGUGGAGGAGGUGAUUUUUUGCAACGAGGCGAAUUUGGGCGUAGUCUACAAUAUAAAUUUGACGGUUGUGAGUUUUUCGAUUCCAAAGAAUUUUGGUCUAAACUUGAGGGUCUCAACUCUCAGGUUCAAAGUUUGUUAGGCACAUUUGAAUGUGAAGGGAUGCAAGGAAACUGUGCACGCAUGGGUGCCACCGUGGGUCUCCAAGGUGCAUGUGGAUUACGUGAAGGUGAGGGUGAGUUUAGCGGAUGUGACUUCGAUGGUGAUGAUUUUGGUGGUGGAGUUGGCGGUGGACAAGUCUUUGGUGAUAGAGAUUUUGAUGAUGGUGGUGUUGGAUUUGAUGGUGGUAAUCUUGGUGGUUGUGACUUAGGAGGAGGAGAUCUUUGUGGUGGUGAUAGUGAUGGUGGAUUUGAUUUUGGAGGUUGUGUACUUGAGUUAAGAAGAGGCAAGAUAGGUCUAAUAGGUCAAAGGAGGCAAUAUAGAUUAACGGGACGCACAGGAGGUAAGAUUGGUCUGAUAGGCCUCACAGGAGGAAAGAUAGGACUAAUGGGACCCACCAGAGGAUUCACGGGAGGUAAGAUAGGUCUUAUAGGAUUGAUUGGAGGUAAUAUAGACCAACUGAACCCAUAG
Messenger RNA from Amaranthus tricolor (Joseph's coat), 1836 nucleotides. Its product is annotated as glycine-rich cell wall structural protein-like. Bases 1 to 1836 code for a protein of 611 amino acids. The record is from RefSeq and is a predicted model, not a curated record. NCBI's taxonomy places the organism in Eukaryota, Viridiplantae, Streptophyta, Magnoliopsida, Caryophyllales, Amaranthaceae. The transcript is spliced from 6 exons.